This is a messenger RNA of Chenopodium quinoa (quinoa), 546 nucleotides long. Its product is annotated as B3 domain-containing protein REM9-like. The transcript has 2 exons. Gene Ontology annotation, molecular function: DNA binding. The coding region runs from base 79 to 546 and encodes 155 amino acids. NCBI's taxonomy places the organism in Eukaryota, Viridiplantae, Streptophyta, Magnoliopsida, Caryophyllales, Amaranthaceae. The record is from RefSeq and is a predicted model, not a curated record.
AACUAGAAACUUGAAACCCACUUACUAGUUACUACAUCGUCUCUAAAAGUGAGUAAUUAGUUUGAGCUUAAAAUUGUAAUGAUGGAAAGCUCUUCCAAACUCAUCCACAAUGCUCAUUUUAUGCAGCCUCUCCUCUCUGGUUUCCUCUCCUCUUUUGUUUGUCUCUUUUUAACCCUUUUCUUUUUUUUUUCUUCUUCUAUCAUGUUAUUUUUUAUUUUUCAUGCACAGUCAAUUCCAAUGGCAUUUGUGAAGCUCUUGGAGAAGGAGUUGAAGGUGAAAUCAAUGGAGAGUAUGCCAAGUGUGGUGCUAACGACGGAUGAUGAGCCUGGCUGUCAUUGGUUUGUCAAACUCGAAGGCGGUCGUCUUUUUAAGGAUGGUUGGAAGGAAUUCUGCCACCACCAUGGUUUAAAAGUGGGUGACUUUGUGGUGUUUUCUCAUCAACUUAACUUGAUCUUCCAAGUCUCUGUCUUUGAUCCUGUCACUUACUGUCAGCGCUAUUUUACUGGUCUGUUCUUUUCUGUCAUCAUUUUUCGUAUUAAAAUCUAG